Molecule: messenger RNA, 6323 nt
Organism: Diachasmimorpha longicaudata
Lineage: Eukaryota; Metazoa; Arthropoda; Insecta; Hymenoptera; Braconidae
Gene: svr
Product: carboxypeptidase D
Exons: 9
Coding region: 515-5599 (1694 amino acids)
Biological process (GO): protein processing; peptide metabolic process
Molecular function (GO): zinc ion binding; metallocarboxypeptidase activity
Source: RefSeq, a predicted model, not a curated record
AUAUUUGAAGCCCUCCACGAAUGUAUACAAACCUACUACCAACAGUAGUAUUUGCUCAUUUUGCGAAAAACAAUCACCUUGUCGACUAUCCAUGUACCAAUCUCAAAUCAAUAGUCAUGUCCGAGGUCGCGAGUGGGCGUUUUACGUUGAAAAAAGGGGGAUAAAUCACCAUCAUAGAACUUCAGGGCUAUUAUUGCGUGGGUGAAGCUCCUUUUGAGGGAAACAACCCCAGAAAACACGGGAACAAACGAGGAACAAAGACUAGGGCGAGGUUUGGUUGGGUUAAUCCCCCACCACACCUGAUGUCUUGUGUACGUCAUCAGAGUGCGAUGGGGUUCUCCCCUUGUUCACCACAUCUGUGAUGCUCUCCUCUGCUGCUUUUGGACAGUUGACAUACGUGUGAGAGACACCCGUGAAUUAUUUCGUGGGAUGACCCGUUAAGAUUUAGUCAAUACGUUAAUACUUUCCAAGUUUUAUUGACAACAAUACAUUCGGUUUGUGAUCACCAUCGAGAAUGGUUGGGUUAAAGAAUCUUCUCGUUCUCUGCGGAAUCGUUGGAUUGACGAGUGGAUAUCAUCUACCUUCAGCAGGCCCUAUAAACGAGGACUUCGUUACUCCACAUUAUACACAUUACGAAGAACUCAAGAGACUUUUCAAUAAGUUGGAAGUUGAUUAUCCAAAUCUAGCCAAAGUUCAUUCCAUUGGGAAAUCCGUGGAGGGUCGAGAUCUACUGGCCCUCGAGAUCACCCAGAAUGUCGGUGUACGGACAUUGGGAAGACCCAUGGUCAAGUAUGUUGCUAAUAUGCAUGGAGAUGAGUCUGUUGGGAGACAACUCAUGAUCUACUUGGCACAGUAUCUGCUGGUUAAUUAUCAUAAUGAUGAACGCAUCGGGAGACUUGUUAAUACCACCGAUAUCUAUCUGAUGCCCUCGCUGAACCCAGAUGGCUUCGAAAAGUCAGAGUUCUCCAUGUUUAUGACUCUGCUGGCGGAAAAACUGUCAUUUCUACAAAAACAAAUUGAAAUAAUAGUAGAUGGGUUGGCAGAGUGUACGGAAAAACGCUGCGAAUCGAAGAGCGAUUAUUCAGGGCGAGAGAACGCUAAUCAUGUGGACCUGAAUCGAGACUUUCCGGAUCAAUUUGAUAGAUCUGCCAAUCACGACAUCCGGGGUGGGGAUAUUCUCACUGGCAGGCAGAAUGAGACCAUUGCCAUGAUGACAUGGAUAAACACUAUGCCCUUCGUACUUUCCGGGAAUUUCCACGGUGGUGCUGUCGUAGCUAGUUAUCCCUAUGACUCGGGAAUCUUCCAGUCAUGCUGCAUUGAAAGUAAAUCCCCGGAUGAUAACCUUUUCAAAUAUCUGGCUCACAUUUACGCUGAUAAUCAUCCAGUGAUGCACAGGGGUGAAUCAUGUCCUCCUGAUCGAUUUCCUGGAGGUGUGACAAAUGGAGCUUACUGGUAUGAAGUGGUGGGUGGUAUGCAAGACUACAAUUACGCCAGAUCAAAUGCCCUCGAGAUAACAUUUGAGGUCAGCUGCUGCAAAUAUCCAUCGGCUGACAUGAUGCUUGAACAUUGGAGAUUGAAUAAAGAGUCACUCAUUAAAUAUCUGGAGCAGGCUAACAUCGGAUUCAAAGGAUUGGUGAUGGAUACUGAAGGACGUCCAAUAGAAGCCGCCCAGGUUGGAGUAUAUGGAAUAAAUCGUAACGUAACAACAACAAGUCGUGGAGAAUACUGGCGCCUACUUCUCCCUGGAGAUUACCUUGUAUAUGCCAGUGCAUGGGGAUAUAAACCAAGUGAACCUAUACAUCUAACAAUACAAGAAGGCCCCGCAAAAAUACUGAAUUUCAGUCUGAUAUCUCUGUCUUCCGAGGAGCAACAAGCCCAAAUGUCCCAGAAACUCGAGGAAUACACAAAACCCCGUGAUAAGUACGGAUUUUAUGAAGAGGUAAAAUUCAAACAUCACAAUUAUACGGAGAUGAAGGCAUUCCUGAUGCAUCUGAAUGGAAACUACCCGAGCAUAACUCGUCUGUACAGCAUUGGUCGUUCUGUUCAAAAUCGAGAGCUGUACGUCCUCGAGAUAACGAAAGACCCUGGACAGCACGAUAUUAACAAGCCAGAGGUCAAAUACAUAGGGAAUAUGCAUGGGAACGAGGUAGUUGGCCGUGAGGUACUCCUCCUCCUAUUGAAAUAUCUCUGCGAAAAUUAUGGCACCGAUACAAGGGCAACCCGGAUCGUCAACACAAUUAGACUGCACGUUAUGCCGAGCAUGAAUCCGGACGGUUAUGAAAUAUCCCACAUGGGGGAUGUGGACAGUGUAAUCGGGAGAAAGAAUGCCCAUCACGUCGACUUGAAUCGCAAUUUCCCGGAUCAAUAUGGCAAGACCGAGCAACAUAAACAUCUAGAGCCGGAGACCAAAGCAGUGAUGAAAUGGAUCUCCGAAAUUCCGUUCGUUCUCUCGGCUAAUCUUCAUGGAGGAGCGCUGGUGGCCAACUACCCUUGGGACGACAGUCCAAGGAAGGAUGAGCCCGGCGAAAAUCUCUCGCCCGACGACGCUGUAUUCAAGGCCCUGGCCCUGUCCUACUCCAUGGCCCACCCAAGGAUGCACCUGGGUAAGCCCUGUCCAUCUCCUCCAGGAAGAUCCAGCCUUUUGGACGACGCCUUUCCUGACGGCAUCACGAACGGUGCUGCCUGGUAUCUCGUACCCGGUGGAAUGCAAGACUACAACUAUGUCCACAGUAACGCCUUCGAGCUCACACUUGAACUGGGCUGCACGAAAUUCCCUCGCCCUGAGGAGCUUCCCCGCUACUGGGAGGAGAACCGAGAGCCUCUGAUGACAUUCAUAGAGAUGUCCAGAAAGGGAGUUCACGGGGUUGUGCAUUCUUCCAUUGGUGGUCCCAUUCCAGGAGCGAAGAUUGAGGUAAACGGCAUCGAUCACGUCAUCCACACCGCCAAGGACGGAGAUUAUUGGAGAAUGCUGACGCCCGGACGUUACAAUAUUACUGCGAGUGCCUACGGAUACGAGUCCUAUACACAAGAGAUCACUAUCAGAGCCGAGAGGGAGUCCAGGAAAAGAGAAGUGGUCUUGGACUUCACCCUGAUGAAGGACGACGAUCAGCACUGGUCGUCAGCAUACGAUUUUGCAAUUAUAAAUAACUUGAGGAAGGGAUACUUGAGUAAUGGAGACCUGAACAGUGCAAUGGGUUUUCUGGAGUCCCAGAGGCCGAACAGCAUCGUUGAAUUCGAGGCUGGGGACUCGUUGAACAGCAUGGCAGUGCAUUCCCUGAAGAUCACGAGGAAUCUGGGGGCUCCAGAGGAGAAUAAAAUUCACAUAGCUCUGGUAGGAGGUGUGUUUGCCUCUCAGCCUGUCGGAAGGGAGAUAUUCCUCCGUCUGGCGUAUCAUUUGGUGAAGGGAGAUGUCAUUGAGGAUCCUCCUACAGUGCGACUCCUGGAUAACGCUGUAUUUCACAUUAUUCCGGGGCUAGACAAUAAAUUCGAUAAAGUUGGGGACAGGUGUAAUUCACAUACUCCGGAUGAAAUUGGAGAGCAGUUGUUGGCUGGAGGCGAUAAGGAUCCUGUCACCAAAGCCUUCAGACAAAUGCUAGCGUCGGAAGGGUACGACGUUGUUGUUACAGUCAUUGGGGGCAGUAUUGGAGUCAGCUAUACAGAUGAUUAUCUGAACGUCUAUAAGAGUCUGGCUGAGACCUACGAUGCUGCCAUGCACAAACAAAGCUGUGACACUGACGACAACUCCAGUGCUGUUGGGGACUACAUAAUGAAGAAUUACAAAAUUCCAGUAGUGACUCUGUCUCUCUCCUGCUGUAAAUACGCAGCCCCCGACUCAAUUCCACUGAUCUGGCGGGAUAAUCUAGCACCUCUGAAGGAGUUGCUCUUUGGAUUGACGACUGGAGUUCGAGCUGAGGUUCGAAACAGUCGGGAUGAGCCACUUCGAAACGCCAAAGUUCAGAUUGGAACUGAGAUUUAUCCAGUUACCAAAAACAUGGCAUACUUCAUCAAGGUUUUGACCCCGGGAAAGUACUCUCUAACUUUCUCAUGUGAUAAUUAUGCCACCAAGACUGUGAAUGUCGAGAUCACGAGCCACGAGAUGACAGAUAUCAAGGUUAAGCUGGAGGAUUUAAGAGCCACUGGAUCCAUCGUACCCGUUUCCAAGAAGCCUCUGGAGAACUUCCACGAGGAGAACGAGGUGAAUCGUUCCCUGGAUGAACUGAAUAAAAAAUACCCGAAGAUAACGGAAUUGAGGACCGUUGGGACAACGACCAAAGGCACUAGAGUACUUUCGAUUGAACUGGCUGCUAGAAAUACUAAGCACCAAGUCAUCAGUCGUCCCACCGUUGUCUUCUCAGCAGGGGUAGGCCAAGGAGCUCCAGUCACCUCCCAAGUACUUAUCCACUUCGCUAAUUACCUCGCUACUAAUUACCAGAAAGAGAAACGUGUAACUGACUUUCUGGAAAACUUCAGUAUUCUCGUGGCGCCGAAUUUAUUCCCAGAUACCGGGGAUAAACUGACGUGUUCAGCUUCCGCAUCAGGUCUUAAAUUCCCAGUCCACAAUCCUAUGAGUGCAGAUGCUGAAAUGAUAGCAAACUGGUUGGAAGGGACUAAAGCAGUGGUGGGUAUAAACUUGAACAGUGGAUCGAGACACGUGGAGAUACCCUACGGCUCUAGUCGUAAUAAUUCUGGUGACUUCAGCACCAACGACGACGAAAUUUUCAAUUAUCUCGCGUCCGCGUAUACUCGUAAUCAUCCGUCGAUGGUUCUGGCGAAUCAGAAGUGCCAGGAUGACGUCACGAUUGGGAAGGGUGGGGUCUCCCAUGGUGGAGAGGUCAUCCCAGGUGGCAGGAGAGACUCCCUCAUGGAUUACGCUUACUUGAACACUAGUACUCUGAUGCUUGAUGUUUACGUCACAUGCUGCAAUAGCGAUCAUGAGUCCGAUGUCUGGGAGUUGAAUAAAAACAGUCUUCUGGCGGUGAUGGAGGCUGUGGACAAGGGCGUUACGGGAUAUGUCUUGAAUGAGGACAGCGAGGCGAUCGGGGCGAUUCUGUCUUAUGACGAUUCUGUGCACAGAGUGAGGAACAUCCAGACUGGUGCCUUCUGGCUGCUGUUGCCAGCUGGAAGUCAUGCCGUCAAGGCAGAAGCUGAUGGAUAUAUCUCGGAUACUAAGGUCCUCACCACUCCAGAUAUCAAGAGGUUCUCCAAUCUCGUGUUCAAGCUGAAGAGAGAUGAGAGUAUCUUCGGGCUGCCUCGGUUAGUGUUCGUGGUAAUUUCGGGAAUUGUCUCCGUGGGAAUCGUUGUCCUGGGGAUCUGCUGCUUUAUGAGGUGCAAAGCUGCGAGACACGAGGAGACCAACAACAGGAGGGCUUAUGCCUUUAGUCUGUUAAAGGAUGGAAACAGCUUCUUUGAUGAUGAUGAGAAGGAAGUCGAGGUCUUCAAGAGACCCAACAGUGGGGAGCUUGUUGUGGCGAAGGAGCUGAACAAUACUAGACCAUAUUUCGAUGAGGAUGACCAGUCUGAGGAGGAGGAAGGAAGCGAUCUCGAAUUUGUCCGGCCGGAUGCCGAGUGGCUGGAGAAAGUUCCUAUUAUACAGAGUUAAAUUGCAGAGUGGAGUGACUGUCCUCCGUCCAGUUUUUAUACGUACUAGCGUCACCGCGGCAGCGGAAUUCAUGAUGGUUUUCACUAAUCGAUUAUCGAUUGUCAAAUGAUUGUUUACGACUAUGACAUAAUCGAUAACUUCCAUGAAAUCCGGCAUGUUCGAGUAAUUAUAUACAGUCUCUCAGUAAUGAAUAGGACUGAGUGUGAAUUUUACAAUUAUAUUUUUCUGAGGCGUUUGAGUCGUGAAUUGUUAGAGAUUAUGUGAGAAAUAAUCUAUUUUACAUUGUAUAUAUUAGAGUUUUACGCGUACAUAAGAGGAGGAAAUUCGUGCGAAUGAAGAUAACGAUAAAACUUUAUGAAUUGUGAUGAAUAAAUUCGCAUUUAUUUUGGUGAUUUGUACUUAAACGCACGAAAUAUUUCAGAUUUUGUUUAUUGCUCAUAAUUUUCGUGAAAACUAUUCACAAUGUUCAACAUUCCUCACUUCGACUUUUAGAGACGAUCUUCUGUUGAGAUAUAUAAAUUUGAUAAGAACAAUUUUAUUCAACUUUGUCUUAUGAAAAACAAUGUCGUAAAUGUAAUGCCUAAUUUAUGUACUAAAAACAUUAACAAUACGGAGAGCAUUGAGACAGGGCGUUGGCAAUACAGCGACAGCGAAUUUUUAAAAUAUAUUUUUCAUAAUAAUGAUAAUAAAAAUGAAUUGAUAUCACAUAUUCAACAACAUUCAA